Oncorhynchus tshawytscha (Chinook salmon) is the source of this 1551-nucleotide messenger RNA. RefSeq names its product ADP-ribosylation factor-like 15a (gene arl15a). Lineage: Eukaryota; Metazoa; Chordata; Actinopteri; Salmoniformes; Salmonidae. Gene Ontology annotation, molecular function: GTPase activity; GTP binding. The record is from RefSeq and is a predicted model, not a curated record. The transcript is spliced from 5 exons. The coding region runs from base 212 to 1030 and encodes 272 amino acids.
UCUCAUUGUUUCUCUUUAGUUUUAUGAAUGAAUAUGAAGAGUACUCCUUCCUCCUUUUUCUCCUCUGUGGUUCUGCUCCUCCUCUCCCGUCCCCCUGCUCCUCCUCUUUUACCUCCUGCUCCUCCUCUCUUACCUCCUGCUCCUCCUCUUUCUCCUGUUUCUCUUCCCUCUUCUCCUCCGGUUUUCAGUUGAAGUUCAAGGAAGAUAUUAGAUGUGUAAACGAUUGGCUGGUUCUGGUUCCAUACUAUGCUGUGCGACAGGUCUCCUGUUGACUUGGAAGUGCGCCGACGAUCGUCUCCCUACGCUGUUCACUCUGUCGUCCCUCCUUCCUGCCUGGCCUCAUUCAGUAACCUCUCUACCAGCUUGGCUUGUUGUGUUGUCGGGGGUAACGCUGUUGCCGGGGACGAUGUCUGAGCACAUGCAGCUGUCCUUCGCUCUGUGUAGGAUCGGCUUCUAUACGUGUUUCCGGGCACUGUGUUGUAAAGGACCUCCCCCGUCCAGACCAGAGUAUGAUGUGGUGUGUAUCGGACUGACUGGGGCAGGCAAGAGCAGCCUACUGGCGUGGCUGUGUAACGAAGGGAGCCACGGCAUCGGUCCUACCACAGGCUUCAGCAUCAAAGCAGUACCGUUCCCAAACGCCAUCUUGAAUGUAAAGGAACUCGGAGGAGCGGAGAACAUUAAGAAGUACUGGUCUCGGUACUACCAGGGUUCUCAGGGUGUGGUAUUCGUAUUGGACAGCGCUUCUUCAGACGAGGAGUUGGAGUCGGCCCGUAACGAGCUCCACUCUGCCCUGCAGCACCCCCAGCUCUGCACCCUACCCUUCCUCAUACUGGCCAACCACCAGGACAAACCUGCUGCACGCCCACCCAACCAGAUAAAGAAAUACUUCGAGCUGGAGCCUUUAGCCAGGGGGAAGCGUUGGAUCCUGGAGGGCAGUACGACAAACAACAUGGUGGCCGUGAAGGAGAACUUUAUCCAGCUAAUCAGACUACUGGAGGACACGGACACAGGGCUACCUGCAAGGAUAUGAUGCUAAUGCUACAUUAGACACAGGGCUACCCGCAAGGAUAUGAUGCUAAUGCUACAUUAGACACAGGGCUACCUGCAAGGAUAUGAUGCUAAUGCUACAUUAGAAACAGGGCUACCCGCAAGGAUAUGAUGCUAAUGCUACAUUAGCAUCUUAUAACAAAGGACAUCAUAGCUUACAAUUCUAGGGAGAGAGAACGUUUUUGUAAUGUUACCCAUAAUGUUCCCAUAAUUUUUGAAUGUCCAGUUUUCCGUUAGUUAGGGGAACAUUCUAUGUUAGCAAAGAAAAACUUCUGAGAACCUUUUUAGCAUGGUGUUAAAGUUAGGAGAAUAUUCCCUUAAUGUCAAGCAGAACUUAUCUAGAACGUGGUUACAACGUUCUCAGAAUAUAGAACAUUAAUGUUCUAGACACGUUUUGUAGGACGUUGCAAGAAUAUUCCCGUGUACAGUUUUCUGAGGGUUAGGAAACUUGCUUCUACACCUGCAUUGCUUGCUGUUUGGGGUUUUAGGCUGGGUUUCUGUACA